AUGUUCAAUGUUCCUGCUGUUACUUACUUACAAGAAAAGAAUAUGUAACAUGAAGAAUAAAAGAAAAAUAUUAAAAAACAUUUUUUAAUGGUUAAUAUACUCGGAAAAAUGGAAGCUUUUCUUGAAACAGGAAAUAUGAUAGGGCCAAUUAUAGGUGGAAUUUUAUUUAAGUAAGGUGGCUCAUUUGCUGUUUUCGUGCCUAUUUGCUGCAUUGAAUUGAUUUUGCUAUUUUCAUUUGUUUAUUUCUCAAAAUCUUUAGAUUAAAAACUGAAAGCAGCAAUCUAAUCUGCAACUACUUUACCAGAGCUGGUAUCUUAGAAAAAUAAUUUAGAAUUUACUGCAAAUAAUGUUAGCUCAAAUAACAAUUCAGUUAAAUUAUCAAAUGAAAAAAAUAAAUUAUGCAUCAACGAUGAUUAGUCUUCUAAAGAUUUUCAACAUGACUAAUCUUCAAUUAAAAAUAUUAUUCACUAAAAUGAAUUUAAAGCUAAAUAAAUAAAUUCAAAAGACAUAAAUAUGAUAAAAAUUAACUUUAAUAUAAAAAUAUUUUUAACUGGAAUAGUAAUUUUUCUUCCACUAUUUUCCUAAAGUUUUAUUGACCCAUCGCUAAGCUUAUUUCUUGAAGAUCAAUUUGGAAUGAAUGAAAUUCAAUCUGGCUAUUUUUUUUUAUCUAAUGCUCUUUCAUUUAUAAUAGCUACCUCAAUAAUUUCAUAAUAUUUAACUAAAAAUGUAAAUCAUAGUAGAAUUACAUCAAUUAUUUGUUUGAUUCUAAAAGGUUCUUCAUUUGUUAUGUAUGGACCAGACAAAAUAUUAGGUAUAAAUCCUCAUAUAGCCAUUUCGAUUAUGUGCUCUAUUGUUAUAGGCUUUUCUAUAGGAAAUAUACUUGUCUCAUAAAACAAAGUUCUAAGCUUCGUAAUAAGCAGAGAACUAUUAGACUACAGUUAAGAACAAUAACUAUAUAUUAUAUCCAUAUUAUAUAACAUGUAUCAAGAUUUUGGUUGGUUAAGUGGACCUUUGAUAGGAGGUGUGAUGACAAACUAUCUUGACUUUCCUAGAGCUAGCUCUAUAAUCGGUCUAAUUAAUUUAAGUUACACAGUCUUAUAUUUAAUUUUCUUUAAAUUACCACUUUUAUCAACGAUUUUUCCAUAAAAAAAUAAUUAAUUAUAAACCAAAUAAGAAUAAGGAAUCCCAACAUUUAGCUGUAUUUAAUAAGUAGAAAAUAGAGAUAAUAAAUAUAUUUAACAUAUAAAACAAAGUGAAAUCCCUUAAUUAACUAAUUUUGUCAAGUAAAAAUAUUAAAAAAGCAAUAAAUUAUUAUAAAUUCAUAAAUGUGUAAAUAAUAAAGAAGAAUAAUAGCAUUCAAUUAAUAUUUCUUCAAAUAAAUUUUAACAAACAUCUUAAAAAUCUAUCUAAAUAUUAUAAAAUGAUUAAGCUUUGGAACCCUCAGUUUCAGAUAGAUCGAUUAUAAAUGCUUUAAGCUAAAAUUAGCUUAGCAGAUAUCAAGAAAGAUAAGAUGAUGAAAAUAUUAUUAUUGAAGGAGCUAAGGAUUAAUAAGCUGAAUCUAACAAACAUAUUUAUCCUGAAUUAGACGCUGAAGAAAGCUUAUCACCAACUUUGUUUAUUAGGAAUUCAAGUAGAAUAAAGAGAAAAAAAUUCAGCUUAAUUUAAGGAAACAUAAAAUAUAUUAUAAAUAAUAAUAAUGACAAUAAAAUUUAAUAAUAAACAAAUGAAUAAAGCAACAUUAAUAAAAAGCUUAACUUUGAUGAUAAUUAUUAUAAUACGAAUAGUAAUUUAUACAUCUUAAAUGAUUUAUAAAGCUCAAGAAAAUCUUUAGAGUAAAUAUAAUUCAAUUUAGAUUGUGUAGCAGAUAAAAGUACUACACUGAGGUUUGAAAAUAUUUCUUAAACUAACUAAUAAAUUUCAUAAUAGCUUAUUUUAGAUGAAACAUUCUCACCUACUAUAAAAUACGACUAGGGUAAUCUUUUUUCUCCAUUAAGAUCAAAGAGAAGGUUAAAUUAAAAAAAUCUAUCCAUUAAAUUUUAACAACAAGAUAUUAUUUUAUAAAGUAAUCCAAUCAAGUCUAAAUAAUUAAAUAAAUCUAGGUUAUGA
This is a messenger RNA of Tetrahymena thermophila SB210, 2106 nucleotides long. Its product is annotated as MFS transporter. Gene Ontology annotation, biological process: transmembrane transport. NCBI's taxonomy places the organism in Eukaryota, Ciliophora, Oligohymenophorea, Hymenostomatida, Tetrahymenidae. Gene Ontology annotation, molecular function: transmembrane transporter activity. The record is from RefSeq and is a predicted model, not a curated record. The transcript has a single exon.